Molecule: messenger RNA, 1206 nt
Organism: Aspergillus thermomutatus
Lineage: Eukaryota; Fungi; Ascomycota; Eurotiomycetes; Eurotiales; Aspergillaceae
Gene: MNT1
Product: glycosyltransferase family 15 protein
Exons: 4
Coding region: 1-1206 (401 amino acids)
Biological process (GO): protein N-linked glycosylation; cell wall mannoprotein biosynthetic process; protein O-linked glycosylation
Cellular component (GO): Golgi apparatus; membrane
Molecular function (GO): alpha-1,2-mannosyltransferase activity
Source: RefSeq, a predicted model, not a curated record
AUGUCUUCGGGACCUAAAUAUAUGCGAUACUUGCUCUUUGCCGUGGCGGGGUUGGCAGUAUUCUUCUUAAUCUCCCGCAGCGCAAUUCCCAUCCCCGAAAAUAUCGGAUCGAAGUUGAACCCCGCGAACUACAAAAAUACCGUCUCACCAUCUGACAAAGCGCAUAAUGACGCUGCGCCACAAAAACCGCCGGUGAAGGACAUUUCGGGAAGCGCGAAUGCUGCGCCAGUUGGCCGUGUAAAUGCGACAUUUGUCACGCUGGCUCGCAAUUCCGAUGUCUGGGAUAUAGCGAAGUCGAUCCGGCAGGUCGAGGAUCGCUUCAACCGUAACUACCAUUAUGAUUGGGUCUUUCUCAACGACAAGCCAUUUGACGACACUUUUAAGAAGGUCACUACGUCACUGGUGUCUGGAAAUACAUUCUAUGGUGAAAUUCCCCACGAGCACUGGUCGUACCCUGAUUGGAUUGAUCAGGACAAGGCCAAGAAGGUUCGAGAGGAAAUGGGACAGAAGAAGAUCAUCUAUGGUGACUCCGAGAGCUAUCGCCACAUGUGCCGCUACGAGUCCGGUUUCUUCUUCCGCCAUCCCCUGAUGCUGAACUACGAGUACUACUGGCGUGUAGAACCCAGCAUUGAGCUUUACUGCGAUAUCAGCUUCGACCCAUUCCGGUUCAUGAAGGAACAGAACAAGAAGUACAGUUUCGUCCUUAGUUUGUAUGAAUAUUACGACACCAUCCCCAGUCUGUGGGAUAGCGUCAAGAAGUUCAUUGGCAAUCACCCCGAGCACAUUGCAGAGGGAAAUGCGAUGGAUUUCUUGAGUGAUGAUGGAGGGAAGACAUACAACAAAUGUCACUUUUGGUCCAACUUUGAGAUUGGAAGCUUGGAGUGGCUGAGAUCGAAGCAGUAUAUUGACUACUUCGAUGCUCUUGAUCACGACGGUGGCUUCUUCUAUGAGCGAUGGGGAGACGCCCCAGUCCACUCCAUUGCGGCCGGCAUCAUGCUCAAGAAGGAAGAGAUUCAUUUUUUCAACGAGAUUGCAUACUACCACAUUCCCUUCACACAUUGCCCAACCAGUGAGCAGAUGAGGCUGGACCUGAAAUGCCACUGUGAUCCUAGUGAGAAUUUCGAUUGGAAGGGAUAUUCCUGCACAUCCCGGUGGUUCCAGAUCAAUGAUAUGGAGAAGCCAGAGGGCGCUGAAGAUCAGAGUUGA